GAUGUAUAACCUGAUGAUGUUAGCGCUGUUAGCCUUCGAGGUGACCAUUUACAGACACCAGGAGCUCCACCGUCUCAACCAUAACAAAGUCCCGCCCCCCACCAGAACGCUGUUUCAUGACAUCACCAGGCGUCACCUAGACGACAGCGUGCUGUGCUGUGUUAAGUACUUCCUCAACUACUUCUUCUACAAGUUUGGACUGGAGACCUGCUUCCUUUUGGCCGUGAACGUGAUUGGACAGCGGAUGGAUCUGUUUGCUGUUGGCCACGCCUGCGGCCUCAUCACCAUCCUAUCACGGCGCAGCAGGAAGCGCAUUGCGUCAGUGUGGCCCAAGUACUGCUACUUCCUGUCGGGGCUGUUGUGUUUCCAGUACCUGUUGUGUAUCGGAUUCCCUCCAGCUGCCUGUAAAGAUUAUCCCUGGAGACCUCCGUCCUCCAACAUGGACUCCAAUGUCGUGAAGUGGCUCUUCCUCCCUGAUCACCUGACACCCCCCAACCCCCUCUUCCUCCUCUGUAAGAUCAUCUUCAUUCAGCAGAUUUUGUUUUCCUCCCUCAGCAUAAAACACACAUUGAGAGAACUUUGAGAGAAGGUAACAACUAAUGAAUCCCACCUGCUGUGGGAGCUGUUUUUAUUUUAACAAACCAAAUCUCUUAACUGUUUAUAUCUUGUCUCCUGCAUGUCUGUCACAUAAUGCAAUACUUCUCCCAUGAC
Molecule: messenger RNA, 711 nt
Organism: Micropterus dolomieu (smallmouth bass)
Lineage: Eukaryota; Metazoa; Chordata; Actinopteri; Centrarchiformes; Centrarchidae
Product: piezo-type mechanosensitive ion channel component 2-like
Exons: 4
Coding region: 2-583 (193 amino acids)
Biological process (GO): detection of mechanical stimulus; regulation of membrane potential; cellular response to mechanical stimulus
Cellular component (GO): plasma membrane
Molecular function (GO): monoatomic cation channel activity; mechanosensitive monoatomic ion channel activity
Source: RefSeq, a predicted model, not a curated record